Messenger RNA from Lolium rigidum, 6042 nucleotides. RefSeq lists its product as uncharacterized. Gene Ontology annotation, molecular function: ATP hydrolysis activity; ADP binding. The transcript has 6 exons. Gene Ontology annotation, biological process: defense response to other organism. NCBI's taxonomy places the organism in Eukaryota, Viridiplantae, Streptophyta, Magnoliopsida, Poales, Poaceae. The record is from RefSeq and is a predicted model, not a curated record. The coding region runs from base 271 to 6042 and encodes 1923 amino acids.
CCCUUCUGAACUACUAGAAGCUUUCCGUGGUCACUGGUCAGGAUGUUGCCAUGAUUGGCUGGGGUAAAACCGUGUUGGGCUUGUUGCUCUCGCCCAUAUCAUCGGCUCGCCAUUUGUGCUCCUAGGACACCCACACUUCUGGUUAGUUAGCCAGUACAAGAAGGCUCCCCCUUACAACCUCCUGCUGGUGGCACCCCUAAUAGAUGAAGAAGCUCUACUUCCAGCAAUAAGCUUCUGAUAUCUGAUCUUGUGGCUGUCCUAGGAGUAGGCAUGGAAGCUAUUGGUUGGAUUGCCGCACCCAUCAUCUCCGAGCUUUUCAAGGAAUGCUCCAACUACCUCAAGUUUGACGCCACGAAGAAGCUGCGGCAACUUGGGCCAAAAGUAAUACUGCUUGAGCGGGCAAUAGAGAUAUUUGAGAAGAUCCCCAACAGGGCUCGUUUGGAGCAACUGUUUGUGGAUCUUAAAAUUGCGUUAUAUGAAGCUGAAGAUAUCUUGGAUGAUGUUGAGUAUCACUGCCUCGAGAAGAAGAUCCAAGAUGGCAAGUUCAAGUGCAACGGUGGUGCAUCCCCACGUAAGAGGGAUUGGGUGAUGAACAAGGUCCGGUCUGCCUCACCGAGCUCCCCUUCGGAAAAUAAGGUCAUGGUCAAGUACGAUGGUGGUGUAUCUCAACGUAAAAGGGAUUGGCUGAAGAAUAAGGUCCAAUCUGCCUCGAUGAGCUCCCUGUUGAAAAAUAAGGAGACUGGUAUGCCAAAAAAUAAUUUGAAGGCUAGUCUAGAGAAGAUAGAAGAAAUUAUUAAUAGUGCAUAUGAAUUUUUGGAACGGCUAGACUUGCCGAGCUUAAGUGAUGGCAAUGGAAUCCAACCUGUUCCUGCCAAUUCAGCAGUUGCUGCUACUACUUCGAUUCCACCGAAGGUUGUAAUCGGACGAGAUAAAGAUUGUGACAAGAUCAUAGCAAUGUUUCAUGAGAACAAGGGUGUAGUAAACACCAACAAUGAUCUAUGUUAUACUGUAAUUGGCAUUCAUGGCAUCGGUGGGUCUGGGAAAUCAACCCUAGCACAGUUAGUCUGUGACCGUGAAAAAAAGAAUGACCAUUUUGAACUCAUUAUGUGGGUUCAUGUUUCUCAGAGUUUUACCGUGAGUGCCAUUUUGGAGGAAAUAGUUGAGGCAGCUACAAGGAGUUCAUGCCCUCAACUCAAUAAUCUUAGCACCCUACAUGAUAAGUUGGCGGAAGUACUGUAUGGAAAAAGGUUUCUCUUGGUUCUAGAUGAUAUCUGGUACAAUGGUGAAGAUGCCAGGAAGCGGGAGGAACUGCAACAAAUACUUUCUCCGCUAAAGGCUGGCAGGGCAGGAAGCAAGAUCCUUGUGACCAGUCGAACUAAAGGUGCAUUGUCUGUUUUGGGUGCUGCAGAACCGAGAUGUAUUCCUAUAUCUGACCUGGAUAACGAUGUCUUUCUUGAUUUGUUGAUGCAUUAUGCACUCGAAGGCACAAAUAUAGAUGUUUAUGCUCGACGAAGACUCAAAGAUAUUGGAACUGACAUUGCAAAAAAACUGAAUGCAUCACCUCUAUUAGCCAGAACAGUAGGAGGAAGGCUAGGUAGGAGGCCUAAUGCUGAGUUUUGGUCAACAGUUAAAAAUGGGAAGCUUCUGGAUGGAACCAUUAGUGCUGCUCUGUUGUGGAGCUACCAUCAUCUUGAUCAGCAGGCUAGGCGAUGUUUUGCCUACUGCAGCAUUUUUCCCAGAAGACAUCGAUUGUACCGUGAUGAAUUGGUUAACUUGUGGGUGGCAGAAGGGUUUGUAAGGAGUACUAAUGAAGGGGAGGAAAUGGAAGAUGUUGCUCGGGGAUACUUUGAUGAACUAGCAUCAAACUCAUUUUUUCAACCAGGAGGCAUGGACUACAGCGACAAGGAAUACUAUGUAGUUCAUGAUCUUCUACAUGAUUUAGCAGAGAAGGUCUCUGGAAGUGAUUGUUUUAGAAUUGAGAAUGGCUCAAGAUGGAUUAUAGACCUCUGGAGAGGUAAAGACCCAAGAGGAGAAGGCUGGAGAGGAGAUAUUCCUCAAGAUGUUCGCCAUCUUUUUGUUCAAAACUAUGAUCAAGAUUUGAUAAUUGAGAAGAUCCUUCUGCUGAAAAAUUUACGCACACUCAUCAUUUAUGCUGUUCGAGGGUCUGUACAAGUUAAGGAAGAAGUCAUUGAUAGUAUAUUCAAGAAGCUGCCAAAAUUGCGGGUACUGGCCAUAGCUUUGAGCCAGGAACGCCAUGCAUUAGUUAAAAACCAAGAUGAGUUAUCAGUCCCAGAAUCUAUUAGUCAGUUAAGGCAUCUGCGCUAUCUUGCUUUCCGGACAAGCACGAGAUGCAGGGUAAUAUUACCAAGCACAGUAACCAAGCUUUACCAUAUCCAGCUGCUAGAUUUUGGCCGGUGUGAAAAAAUGGAAUUUGUCGGUGGUGAUCUUAUCAAUUUGCGGCAUUUAUUUAGCUGCCCCAAAGUGAAUAGGAGUAUUUCAAACAUUAGCAGGCUAACCUCACUCCAAACAGUACCAUUCUUCACAGUAAGGAAGGAACAUGGGUACGAGAUAAGCCAGCUAAGGGACCUAAAUAAGCUCCAUGGCAAACUGUGCAUUAAUGGUCUUGAAAAUGUUAAAAGCAAGGCGGAAGCUCUUGAAGCUAAUCUAGCCUCCAAGGAACAGCUGACAAUGCUGAUGCUGGACUGGGAGAGUAACUUGGACCGGGAAGAUGCCACAGACUGCAAUCCAGAAGUCCAAGCAGAGGUACUUGAGGGCCUUUGUCCUCCUGUGGGACUUGAAACACUGGAAAUAUGUCACUAUAAUGGUUCGUGGUACCCAAAUUGGAUGGUGAGUAAGCAGAACAGCGGCCCAUGGUACCUGCAAGAACUUUGGUUUGAUGGAUGUAGCCAACUAAGAUCAGCUCCUGUCCUUGUGGCUUUCGUUCAUCUUGGUUCCCUCAGGGUCUGGAACUGCAGCUGGGACGCCUUACCAGGCAACAUGGAGCACCUCGCAUCGCUCAAGAAGCUAGAGAUCUAUAAAUGCUUGAAUAUAUUGUCGCUUCCAACACUGCCCCAGUGUCUUGAGGAGUUUAAACUCGUUGAAUGCAACGGUGAGUUCAUGGAGUCCUGUCAGAAAGUCGGGCAUCCAAACUGGAAAAAGAUUGAGCACAUUCCCAUGAAGAGGUGGAAAUUCGUGUUAAGCCCUAACCUCCAGAAAAAACAGCUUCUAAUGGCGGAUCCAGUGACUGUGCUAGGAAUAGGCAUCAAAGCCGUAGGGUGGGUCAUAUCGCCCAUCAUCUCUGAGCUUUUCAAGAAAUGCUCCAACUAUCUCAAUUUUGACACGUCCGAGAAGCUGCGGCAACUUGAGCCAAAAGUUGUACUGCUUGAGCGGGUAAUGGAAGUAUUUGAGAAGAUCCCCGACAGAAUUCGUAUGGUGCAGCUGUUUGAGGAUCUUAAGUCUGCUUUCUAUGAAGCCGAAGAUAUCCUGGAUGAUUUUGAGUAUCACUGUCUCGAGAAGAAGGUCAGAGAUGACAAGUUCAAGUCAGACGGCAGCGUCUCUACAAAGUUUGCCAAGGUAGUGUUAGACACCUUUGAUUUCCUGGUUAUUGUUUGCCAAGCUGCUCCUGCCAAUUCAGGAUGUGCAGUCACUACUGCGGCACCUCCACCAAUAGUAUUUGGCCGUGAUAAAGAUUGUGACAGGAUCAUAGCAAUGCUUCACGAGAAGGAAGGUGAGGGUGAACCAAACUCCAAUAAUGGUCUAUGUUAUUCUGUAGUUGGCAUUCACGGCAUUGGUGGGUCUGGGAAAUCAACCCUUGCACAGUUAGUUUGCGCCCGUGAGAAAAAGGAUAGCCGAGAGAAAAUGUACAGCCAUUUCAAUCUUGUUAUGUGGGUUCAUGUUUCUCAGAGUUUUAGCGUUGGUGCCAUUUUCAAAGAAAUAUUUGAGGCGGCUACAGGUAAUUCGUGCCCUCAACUCAAUAAUCUUAACACGCUACAUGGUAAGCUGGAGGAGAAACUGCAAGGAAAACGGUUUCUCUUGGUACUAGAUGAUGUCUGGUGUAAUAUUAGGGAUGAGAGGAAGCAGGAGGACCUGCGGCAGUUACUUUCUCCGCUGAAGGCUGGAGAGGCAGGAAGCAAGAUCCUGGUGACUAGUCGAACUGAAGAUGCAUUAUUAGUCAUGGGUGCUACAAAACCAAGUUGUGUUGCCAUAUCUGACCUGGAUGACAAUGUCUUCGUUCAUAUGUUAAUGCAUUAUGCACUAGAAGGCACAAUUGUGGAUGAUCAUGUUCGAGGAAGACUUGCAGCGAUUGGUGCUGACAUUGCGAAAAAGCUGAGGUUGUCACCUCUAGCGGCGAGAAUAGUGGGAGGACGGCUAGGUAAGAGACCUACUGCUGAGUUUUGGACAACAGUUAAAAACGGGAAGCUUGUGGAUGGUACCAUGGGAACUCUGUGGUGGAGCUACCAGCAUCUUGAUGAGCAGGCUAGGCGAUGCUUUGCUUAUUGUAGCAUUUUUCCCAGAAGACAUCAUUUGAUACGCGAUGAGUUAGUUAACUUGUGGGUGGCAGAAGGAUUUAUAAGAAGUACUAAUGAAGGGGAGGAAAUGGAAGAUGUUUGCCGUGGAUACUUUGAUGAACUAGUGUCAACCUCAUUCCUGCAACCAGGAGGCAAAGACUUCUACAAUGACAAGGACUACUAUUUAGUUCAUGAUCUGCUGCAUGAUUUAGCAGAAAUUGUUGCUGGAAGUGAUUGCUUUCGAAUUGAAAAUGUCUCGAUCCAGAGAGAACUCUGGAGGGGAAAAGGCCAGAAAAGAGACGGCGGGAUAGGAGAUGUUCCUCAAGAUGUUCGCCAUCUUUUUGUUCAGAAUUAUGACGGAGAGUUGAUUACUGAGAAGAUUUGUAAAUUGGAAAAUUUACGCACUCUCAUCAUUUAUACUGUUCGAGCUGGUACAACAGUUGAGAAAAAGGUAACUGAAAGCAUAUUCAAAAGGCUGCGGAAAUUGCGGGUACUAGCUAUAGCUUUGAAUCGGGAAGAUGAUGCAUUAAUCAAGGAACCUGAUAUGUUAUCAGUCCCAGAAUCUAUUAAUCAGUUAAAGCAUCUACGCUAUCUUGCUUUACGGACAAACAUGUCAUGCAGGGUAACUUUACCAGACACUCUAACCAAGCUUUACCAUAUGCAGUUGCUAGAUUUUGGUCAGUGCAAAAAAAUGGUAUUUCCCUCUGCUGAACUUAUCAAUUUGCGGCAUGUAUUCUGCUCGAUAGUUCUGGACUUUCCUUACAUAGGCAGGCUGAUCUCACUCCAAACCAUACCAAACUUCACUGUGUGGAAUAUACAAGGAUAUACGAUAAAACAGCUGACGGACCUAAACAAGCUUGGCGGCAGCUUGGAGAUCCGGCAUCUUGAAAAUGUUAAGAGCAAGAUUGAAGCUCUCGAAGCCAAUCUAGCUGCAAAAGAACGACUCACACAUCUCUCACUUGGUUGGGGUGUUGGUGCAAGGCGCCGUAAUCUAAAAGCUGAAGCAGAGGUAUUCGAGGGCCUUUGUCCUCCCAUGUGGCUUGAAUCACUGUACAUCUAUAACUACCGUGGUUUGACGUACCCAAACUGGAUGGUGGGUAAGCAGAAUGGCGGCCCGAAGGACCUGCAUCGGCUUCAGCUCCAUGGCUGGAGUCAACUGGGACCUGGUCCUGUACUUGAGGCUUUCACUCAACUUUGUUCGCUCACAGUUUGGAACUGCAGCUGGAACGCUUUACCCGGCAAUAUGGACCACCUCACUUCGCUCAAGGCUCUGAUGAUCUGCGAAUGUUUGAAUAUUUGCUCGCUUCCAAUUCUGCCCCAGUCUCUUGAGGAGUUUACGCUCAAGUGGUGCAGUGAUGAGUUUAUGAGGACUUGUGAAACAGCUGGACAUCCAAAUUGGCAAAAGAUUGAGGAUAUUCCCAAGCAAAAAAUUAUAUUUCCAGAAGGUAACACCGUAUUUCCAUUUGAUGCCGUCUUUCCCAUUCUGGACUUGUACACCGUUGCAUGGCUUCUAAGAAGCAGUUGUAGCCGUUGA